CAUCUGCGCAUGCGCCAGGAACCGCCGAGCCGUUGGCGUUGUGAACGGCGUCGUAUGAACGAGAAAGGAGUCAGUCCCUGGGCAGCUGAAUUCAUCCACCCCGAGUCCCGGGAGGCCAAUCAAAACUACGGGAAGGAACCUGCCCGAGGCCGGCUCCGGCAUACCUGGACGACUUUGUUUGCCCCUCGUUAAUUUUUGAAAGUGCUGCCUGGUUUCUGGGGAAACGGAAGCCUCUGAGUGAGUGUCGGGGCUGUGAAGAAAACUGCUGCUCGGUCAGAGAGAGAGGGGAGGCCGGGGGUUGGGGGGGGGAUACAACCUGCAAGAUGGGCUGUACGCUGAGUACCGAGGACAAAGCGGCAGUGGAGAGAUCCAAAAUGAUCGACAGAAACCUGCGGGAGGACGGGGAGAAAGCGGCCAGAGAAGUCAAACUGCUGCUGCUGGGUGCUGGCGAAUCUGGCAAAAGUACCAUUGUUAAACAGAUGAAGAUUAUACAUGAGGCUGGUUAUUCAGAAGAAGAAUGCAAACAAUAUAAAGCUGUUGUCUACAGCAACACCAUUCAAUCUAUUAUUGCCAUUAUUCGAGCAAUGGGAAGGUUGAAGAUAGACUUUGGUGAUUCUGCAAGAGCAGAUGAUGCUCGUCAGUUGUUUGUAUUGGCCGGUGCAGCAGAAGAAGGGUUUAUGACUGUGGAGCUUGCUGGAGUAAUCAAGAGACUCUGGAAGGAUAGUGGUGUUCAGGCCUGCUUUAAUAGGUCCAGAGAAUAUCAGCUUAAUGACUCUUCUGCAUAUUAUCUGAAUGACUUAGACAGAGUAGCACAACCAAGUUACAUUCCAACUCAACAAGAUGUUCUAAGGACCAGAGUUAAAACAACGGGCAUUGUGGAGACCCAUUUCACAUUUAAGGACCUUCAUUUUAAAAUGUUCGAUGUGGGUGGCCAGAGGUCUGAGCGCAAAAAAUGGAUCCACUGCUUUGAAGGAGUAACUGCCAUUAUAUUUUGCGUGGCACUCAGUGAUUACGACCUUGUUCUUGCAGAGGAUGAGGAAAUGAACCGAAUGCAUGAGAGCAUGAAGCUGUUCGACAGCAUCUGUAACAACAAGUGGUUUACAGACACAUCUAUCAUUUUAUUCUUGAAUAAGAAGGAUCUUUUUGAAGAAAAGAUUAAAAGAAGCCCCCUUACAAUUUGCUAUCCUGAAUAUGCAGGAUCAAACACAUAUGAAGAGGCUGCAGCAUAUAUACAAUGUCAAUUUGAAGACCUGAACAAACGAAAAGACACUAAGGAAAUCUACACUCACUUCACAUGUGCCACAGACACCAAAAAUGUGCAGUUUGUGUUUGAUGCAGUCACUGAUGUCAUCAUAAAAAAUAACUUAAAGGACUGUGGUCUGUUUUAAAGCUGUUGAAGGGAUUGAUUGAAAAUAGCUAUUCAGUUGACUUGAAUCUGCUUCUGAAUAUAAGAGAAGAUAUGCUGAAUGGACCAGUACUGUACAAUUUGCCAGUUGUAACAGCUUUAUUUAUGUUUGUCUUGUAAAUUUUUUAAGUAAUUAGGAUAGUCUACAUUGAGCAUUUUUGUGUUUAAUUUUGUAUGUAUACCUGUAACUGUAGCUAUGUUUAUUGUAAAACGUUUUUCAAUUUUUUUCCUCUGACCUUCACUAUUCCUUUCAGAGGAAGAAAGAUGAGCCCUUAGCUUAUCUAAGAAAAGGCUGAUUACACAAUACAUUUCUUUUUCCAACUUUGUUAAUUCUGCAUGCCUUUUUAAUUGUAUAACAUACUUUGCUUGGCAGAAUGUAGAAUGAAUCGUUUAUGCUAAUGGGUUUAUUGUGAUCACCUUAUUUUCUCUCAAUGAUUGAAAGCACACCUCUGUGCACAGCUCCAUUUCUGAAGGGUUUUAUCAAUUAACUCACUGCUCAUUACAGCAGAUAGAGUACUAAAAAUCUUUGUUGUGCAUUGCCUUAAAGGUAGUGCCAAAGUUUUAUACAUUUUAAGCUGAAAUAAACUGAGUUUUUGUUUGUAAAUAGGACUUAACAUUUGUAUAUGUAUUCUUUUGAAAGUAUCCGUGAGCAUUUGGGGGUUGGCGGGAAAGCAGUGUGACCAGACAUAUUAUUGAAUAUAAUUGCAGUGACUCAGGCUGUGUUGAAAAACUUCUGAGUAUUUGAGCUCCGGUAUAUGUUUCACCACAAAAGUUGUCUAAACUUAAGGGGAAAGAAUAACCUUUCUUCUGUAACAUGGAAACUUAAAAUAAAGAUUGGAGCUCCAUGGUUAAUGCCUGAUGUUAAGGUACUUUUUGAGUUUACCUUGCUGCAGAAGGAGCUUUGGGGUUUUUUUUAAGCUAUGUUCUGACUGCCUUUGGUUUAGGUCAAGUUUGUUGAAAUUUACUUCAGAUGCUUGCUGCUGUACAGGAUAUCACCUCAUGGGCUAUUUCUAACAACUGCAUUUUCAUUCAGUGUAGUAUUAGAAUUCAAAUCUUUAACUUUUUAUUUGCUCAUUUCCAGAUGAUAAAUUUUAAAUGUUGACUGAGUUUUUCUAAUAAAUUUUUGUUUUGCACCUGCUUUUUAUGUAGUCCCAUAUUUGAUGGUGGUAAUGUAUCCAUGAGAUAUCUGUGGACAUUAGCAUUUAGUGAAUUGUCUGUAGAUGCUUAUUUAGCUCUAUUUCUGGAAAGUUUUCAGUGUAAACUAGUUUCUUGUAGACAUGUGCACCCAAUUGAACAACUUUGGCAUUUAACUCAUACUGAAAGUAGGCCAGAAACACAUACAUUCUUUGUGUUACAGGACCACAAUCACUACCGAUAUGAUUUCGUACUGUUAAAACUGUUAUAGCGGCCCGAAAGAAUAUUGCAGACUAAGAAAAAGGACCAAAAGAAAAAUGAAUUCUUGGGGCUAUUUUGUGCAUUUGAGUGACAUGGGCAAAGAUUAUUGGUUAUAUGUACUAACUAUACAGAUGAAUUUAUGUAAAGUUUAUUUUUGGUUAAUUGACCUACAGGUAUAAGUAUGAAAAAACUUUACAACCUUUACUGAGAUUAGAUAAUGUAACAAAAAGGCAUUUAUAAAGUUAAUAAAACAUUAAUUCUUGUAUGUUGGGCCAACAAACGUAUGUAUAUUGCUUUUUGGAUUAUCCAGGUUGGUUUUCUCAAAUAAAUUUUCCUCUUUGCAAUUCCUGCAAAAGGUGAUUGGGACUUGGAUAAUCAACAAUUGAUAAAGGAUUACUUAAAACUAGUCCAAAUACUUGUGCCUUGCUGGUGAACAACUUUUGUCAACCAGGUCUUAUUUCAUUAAACAUUUUCUGAUAGAAGAAGCAGCUAGAUCCACAAGCUAUUGAUCAUACUUGAUACAAAAAUAAGUGGUGGAAUUUAAAUGUGGGACCACCUUCUGUUAUUUCUGAAAAUGUAAGGAGUUUGACAAGACAAAAAAAAACUACUGACUCAAAUAUUGGUGAUCAUUACUACUGCUUUUUUGAACUUGGUCUGUACCAUUAUGGUUGUCAGUAAGUGAGCUUAAUAAAACAAUUCUAAAAUUUUAA
This is a messenger RNA of Carcharodon carcharias (great white shark), 3510 nucleotides long. Its product is annotated as guanine nucleotide-binding protein G(i) subunit alpha-1. Gene Ontology annotation, biological process: adenylate cyclase-modulating G protein-coupled receptor signaling pathway. The record is from RefSeq and is a predicted model, not a curated record. The transcript is spliced from 9 exons. Gene Ontology annotation, cellular component: heterotrimeric G-protein complex. Gene Ontology annotation, molecular function: GTPase activity; G protein-coupled serotonin receptor binding; GTP binding. Bases 324 to 1388 code for a protein of 354 amino acids. NCBI's taxonomy places the organism in Eukaryota, Metazoa, Chordata, Chondrichthyes, Lamniformes, Lamnidae.